Messenger RNA from Auxenochlorella protothecoides, 810 nucleotides. RefSeq lists its product as hypothetical. NCBI's taxonomy places the organism in Eukaryota, Viridiplantae, Chlorophyta, Trebouxiophyceae, Chlorellales, Chlorellaceae. The record is from RefSeq and is a predicted model, not a curated record. The coding region runs from base 1 to 810 and encodes 269 amino acids. The transcript has 2 exons.
AUGCGGUCUGAGCCCUAUCUGGGCGACACACUCCUUAUGGGGGCAACAUACAAGGAAGAGGUGCCCGAGCGAUACGAGGCCGCCGUCGCCAAGGCUCCCUCCGUGCCCAAGGGCACCCGCAGGGACUUUCCCGCGCCCUCCCUGCCCUUCGGCCUGUUUGGUCGCGGCGAUGCGCCCGCCCCGCAGCAGGCGACGCAGGGAACGCCCGCCCCCGCAGGCCCGUCGGCGACUACGCCGCCCGCCGACGCCGAGGCCGAGGGGCCCGACCCCCCGCGCGAGCAGCCUGCGCCGGCGGCCCCCUCCACUCCGUCGCUUCCCCUGGCAGGCAAGGGUGCCGGGCCGCAGUCCCCCCCGGCCCCCAAGCGCGCAGAGCAUGAGGAGUGGAUGCCCGCGUCCCCCGGCAGCGGCCUGAUGGCGUUCGACCAGGGGCCGCAGCAGGGCGGGGGCGCCCAGGCUGUGGACCAGCAGCCGCGGCCGUCGGGGGUGCUGGAGGUGGGGGCCGAUGGCGGCCUGGCAGGCAGGGGCUCCCAGGGGAGUGGGGAUGCGGGGGCCAGUGGCGCGGGCGCGGCGCCGGCCGCCCGCUCCCCCGCAGCCCGGGAGGAGGAUGCGUCUCCGGCCGGCAACUCCUUCUUCUCUUUUGGGGGAGGGCGCAGCCAGCCGGCACCCAAGGCACCCCUGGUCCCCGCCCGCCCCGCCCUCACCGAGGUGCCGGCCGCGACGGCAAAGCUGCAGGGCAUGGACACCACCGCCGGCCCCGCGUCCCAGGCCCAGAAGCAGAGCGCAAAGCGGCGCGGCAUCCUGCCCCUGUGA